UCAGCUGUCACUGCGCUGAGAGGGACAGAAAGAGAAAGCUCUUUCGAGUCACUUUUCAUUCCUAGCUCAAAGUAAAUGCAUAUUUAUAUACUCCACAUAUUCAUAAUCAUAUUCAUGUAAAAUACUUGAGGAAAUGGGUGAUUUUCUAAGGAAAUGCGAGAAAAUCAGAGAGAUGAAGGUUAUGGAAAUUGGACAUGGAGGUUCGAGAACAAGAGAAGACGUGGAGGUUAUUUCCAGUUCUUUGAGCUCAAGUAAGAGAAGAAAAUUUGAUGCUGCUUCUAACGUUGAUUUUAGUGAGAAUUCAGCUUCGCCGGCUACAUCUGUAACGUCCGUUCAUAUUCCGACGAAUUCGCAGUGCUCGAGUACUUGUUAUGAGUCUGGUGAAGUUGUGAAGAGUAAUUUGAAAUCGUUAGAUCUGAAGGCCGAAGGAUUCGAAACUGACAAUUCAGCUUCUUUUAACGGCGGCUACAGCAGUGUAAAUUUCAAGCCAAUUGAUCAGCCGAAUCCACCAACUGAGCAUUGCGGAGACUCGGAAGAAAUGGAGUCAUUAUCCACGACAACGAAGAAAUCAUCCUCAUCAGCCGUCAGUGCUCACCGGAAACCGCCGUCUGCGGCGAAGGUUCCAUCAGAAGUGGAGAUCGAAGAGUUUUUUUCAGUAGCGGAAAAGCGCGAGCAAAAAAGAUUCGCAGAAAAGUACAAUUACGAUAUCGCGAAGGACGUGCCACUAAAGGGACGUUACCAGUGGGUUAUUUUGAAGCCUUGAAGAAUGAAUUAUUAAUCAAUGAAGAAAAGGAGAUGACAAUUGUUCAUGAAAGUUACACGGCGAGUUUCAAAAAAUUAGGAAUCCAAUACUUUGGACCUUUAAAUUUCUUUCCAUUUCUAGUUUUAGAUCAGCAUUUACUAUUUACUGUUUCAGCUUAGUUUAACUUUAUCGGUGUACAGCCAAUUGCCUUUCCAUAUCAGUGUAAAGAAGCUAUUUAUGUGAAGCUCCCUUGAUUUUAGUAGUGCCAUAA
Nicotiana attenuata is the source of this 1013-nucleotide messenger RNA. Its product is annotated as cyclin-dependent kinase inhibitor 7-like. The transcript is spliced from 4 exons. Lineage: Eukaryota; Viridiplantae; Streptophyta; Magnoliopsida; Solanales; Solanaceae. Gene Ontology annotation, cellular component: nucleus. Gene Ontology annotation, biological process: negative regulation of cyclin-dependent protein serine/threonine kinase activity. Gene Ontology annotation, molecular function: cyclin-dependent protein serine/threonine kinase inhibitor activity. The record is from RefSeq and is a predicted model, not a curated record. Bases 134 to 763 code for a protein of 209 amino acids.